Dipodomys ordii (Ord's kangaroo rat) is the source of this 1861-nucleotide messenger RNA. It is a transcript of the gene Pltp, whose product is annotated as phospholipid transfer protein. Gene Ontology annotation, biological process: ceramide transport; high-density lipoprotein particle remodeling; phospholipid transport. The record is from RefSeq and is a predicted model, not a curated record. The transcript has 16 exons. Bases 58 to 1548 code for a protein of 496 amino acids. Gene Ontology annotation, molecular function: phosphatidylcholine intramembrane carrier activity; phosphatidic acid transfer activity; phosphatidylethanolamine binding. NCBI's taxonomy places the organism in Eukaryota, Metazoa, Chordata, Mammalia, Rodentia, Heteromyidae.
CCCUGCGGAACCCAGGCGAGUCCGGCGAUCCCACCCGCGCCCCCAGGCCCGCUCGCCAUGGCCCUCCUCGGGGCCCUCUUGCUAGCGCUGCUGGCAGGUGCCCACGCGGAGCUCCCGGGAUGCAAGAUCCGCGUCACUUCCAAGGCGCUGGAGCUGGUGAAGCAGGAAGGGCUGCGCUUUCUGGAGCAAGAACUGGAGACCAUCACUAUCCCAGACCUGCGGGGAAGAGAGGGCCACUUCUACUACAACAUCUCGGAGGUGAAAGUCACAGAGCUGCAACUGACAUCCUCUGAACUACAUUUCCAGCCUGAGCAGGAGCUGGUGCUGCAAAUCUCCAAUGCCUCCUUGGGAUUACGCUUCCGGAGACAGCUUCUCUACUGGUUUUUAUAUGAUGGGGGUUACAUCAACGCCUCGGCAGAAGGUGUGUUCAUCCACACAGGACUGCAGCUCUCCCAGGACCCCAGUGGCCGGAUGAAAGUGUCCAAUGUCUCCUGCCAGGCCUCCGUCUCCAAAAUGCAUGUGGCCUUCGGGGGAACCUUCAGGAAAGUGUAUGAAUUUCUCUCCACGUUCAUCACUUCUGGGAUGCGCUUCCUCCUCAACCAGCAGAUCUGCCCGGUGCUCUACCAUUCAGGAAUGGUUCUACUCAACUCCCUCUUGGACACGGUGCCUGUGCGCAGUUCUGUGGAUGAGCUCGUUGGCAUUGACUACUUCCUCCUGAAGGAUCCUGUGGUUUCCACCAGCAACCUAGACAUGGAAUUCCGGGGGUCAUUCUUCCCCCUCGCUGAAGGGAACUGGAGCAGCCCCAACCAGGCGGUGGAGCCCCAGCUUCAGGAGACAGACCGGAUGGUGUAUGUGGCCUUCUCUGAGUUCUUUUUCGACUCUGCCAUGGAAAGCUACUUCCGGGCGGGGGCCCUGAAGCUAACACUGGUGGGGAACAAGGUGCCACAUGACCUGGACAUGCUGCUGAGGGCCUCGUACUUUGGAAGCAUUGUACUCCUGAGCCCUGCAGUGAUUGACUCCCCGCUGAAGUUGGAGCUGCGCGCCGUGGUCCCCCCACGCUGUACCAUCAAGCCCUCGGGCACCACGGUCUCUGUCACUGCCAGUGUCACCAUCGCCUUGGUUCCACCCAACCUGCCUGAAGUCCCGCUGUCCACCAUGAUCAUGGAAGCUCGACUCAGCGCCAAGAUGGCACUCCGGAGCAAGGCGCUGCGCACGAAGCUGGACUUGCGAAAGUUCCAAAUCUACUCGAACCAGUCUGCGCUGGAGUCACUGGCUCUGAUCCCACUGCAGGCCCCUCUGAAGACCCUGCUGCAGAUCGGGGUGAUGCCCAUGAUCAAUGAGCGGAUCUGGCGUGGGGUGCAGAUUCCUCUACCAGAUGGCAUCGAUUUCGUACGGGAGGUGGUGACAAAUCACGCAGGCUUCCUCACCAUUGGGGCUGACCUCCACUUUGCCAAAGGACUGCGGGAAGUGAUCAACAAGAACCGGCCUGCUAACACCCAGGACCCUGGCGCCUCCAGCGCCCCUCCGCCCUCCGCAGCAGCUGCCUGAGCUCUUGAUCCCCACUCUGGCAGCUGGCAUUAGAGGAGCCACUCCUCCCAACCCCUCCAUCUCCCCACCUAGAGCCUAUAGUGCCCACUCCAACCCCUAGUGCCACAGAGAAGAUGAGGCUUGAAGCUGUACCCAAUUUAAUUCCAUAAUCAGUCAGUCUAGAGUCCGUCCACUCCCCCCCCCCGCUCUCUUGACAGCUCUUAUGGGGUCCUGGGAUGGGGGUCAAUGUAUCCAGAAGGGCAUUCUGUAAGCAGGGCAGGAGCCAGGCCUCCUGGGCGGCAGUGCCUGGGAAUAAAGUGCUAACUUGCCCCCA